This is a messenger RNA of Contarinia nasturtii (swede midge), 485 nucleotides long. RefSeq names its product glutaredoxin-C4. The record is from RefSeq and is a predicted model, not a curated record. Gene Ontology annotation, cellular component: cytoplasm. NCBI's taxonomy places the organism in Eukaryota, Metazoa, Arthropoda, Insecta, Diptera, Cecidomyiidae. Gene Ontology annotation, biological process: cellular response to oxidative stress. Bases 116 to 457 code for a protein of 113 amino acids. The transcript has 3 exons. Gene Ontology annotation, molecular function: glutathione disulfide oxidoreductase activity.
GAUUCGACUGAUUCAUUUUGUAAAUUUUAAAUAAUUCAUUUGCUUUUUAAAACGCAUGUUAAUUUGCAUUUAAGUUGUUAAUUUACAAAUUUAAAAAGUGUAAUUUUAAAAUUUAAUGGGAAAUAUACUUAAUACAGCACGUCCGAAUCCAACAAAUAUUGCAAUGGCAUCUAAGUUUGUGAGCGAAACUAUUGCUAGCAAUAAAGUUGUUAUUUUCUCAAAAAGCUACUGCCCAUACUGUACCAUGGCAAAGGAGCAAUUCCAAAAGUUACAACAAGAAUUCACCGCAAUUGAAUUGGACAAACGUGACGAUGGCGGAGACGUUCAAGCUGCAUUGGGUGAAAUUACUGGAGCCACAACGGUGCCUCGCGUCUUUGUCAACGGCAAUUUCAUUGGCGGCGGAACUGAUGUGAAAAAAUUGAAUCAAACCGGAGAAUUGAAAAAACUUUUGGAAUAAAUAUGAACAUUUUAAAUCUAAUCAAACA